This is a messenger RNA of Syngnathoides biaculeatus (alligator pipefish), 5678 nucleotides long. RefSeq names its product synaptopodin 2-like protein. Gene Ontology annotation, biological process: positive regulation of actin filament bundle assembly. Bases 2221 to 5667 code for a protein of 1148 amino acids. Gene Ontology annotation, molecular function: actin binding. The transcript is spliced from 7 exons. The record is from RefSeq and is a predicted model, not a curated record. NCBI's taxonomy places the organism in Eukaryota, Metazoa, Chordata, Actinopteri, Syngnathiformes, Syngnathidae. Gene Ontology annotation, cellular component: actin cytoskeleton; nucleus; Z disc.
UGAGCAGACUUAUUUAGUUAACAACGUUUAUGAAAUAAACAUGUAAAUUAAUGUCGAGACUACACAAAAUAAGCAACGUCUUUCAAUAACUAGUUUUUUCUACUCGUAACAAAUUUUACAUGCGUGAUUUUUCAUGCUCGACUGCAGAUGUGCGAGCACGGCCGCGCUCGUCAAAUGAUGCUUUUUGCUUCUCACUCAUGCUUCUCUUCACAUCGUCACCCAAAGCCAAAGGAGGAAACCAGAGUGGCUGGAGAAAAACCUACGCAGGCACGUGGAAAACAUGCAAACUCCACAGAGGGAGGCCAGGAUUGAACCCGGCACCUUAGAACUGUGAGGCAAGUACAUGGUUCAAUAAGAUGCUGUGUGCUGUCAUUUUUCACAAAUGCCUAUAGUGUUAUGUCUGUCUGCAUGUGUUGCUCCAUCUUUUGUGUUCAAAUAUCUAUACUUUAAAGUGUUAUAACGCAGCAGCAAUGAUGCUAAUUGUUAGCCCUUCUGUGACGUUUUGCAACACUAUAGCAUUCAUCUAAAUGGACGUUUUGUGGUUGUAUAAAAUGCAAAAUCUGUGCAUCUUUUUUUUAUUAUUGUGACAGUGAACAAACUGGGAGUGGCAAUAAACAACUUCAAGCCUGUUAUUGAAGAAUUGUUGACUAUCUGCCAAACUGCUGAAAAACUUUGUUUACAUUUGUCCUGCUGUUCUGGAUUUUGGAGCAGUCCGCCCGGUGCGCUUGGCGGGAAAGUGGGUCAAGACUUAAAAAACAGCGCAGGAAGGAGGGGAGUACAGAGUCGAGGCCCACAAACUGCUCAGCAUCCUUGUGUUGAAUAUGAAAAUAUAUUAUAGCAUAAUGUGUUCAGUAUGCAAGCUUGAAGGAAACCAUAUGAAAAAGCUCCCAGACAAAGAGCCCUCUGUGUUCCAGCUGACCCAACACCCGGCCCCAUCCAUCGUCUGUUUCAUGAGUGAGAGGAGGGAGGUGGGAGGUGUGUUUGCAGAGUCAUAUAGGAGCUGGAAAAAAAAAAGGGGGGCAGUCCACUCGGCUACUACCUCACACAGACCGACAACAGCAGACUACAGGUGAGCUGCUCCAGUGAGUGGGCCAACAGACUCUUCUCAGCAAGGAAUACUGCUGUCGCGGAGCUUCUACAGACUCCUCACCUGCAAACCAUUCAGUUUAUCUUCACCGGGUGACCCCGGACAGGACAUGGUUUCAUGGAGGGAUUAGAUAAAGAUGCCUUUUAGCACUUUGGCAACAAUUAGACUUCGUUUGAAGCCAAAACAGGCUCCACCAAAGUAAAACAUUUGCAAACUGGGAGAAAAAUAUAAAUAAAGUGAACACAUGCCAGAAAAAGUUUCCAACCACAAAUUAUAACUCAGUUCAAGAUGAUGGCUUCCUUUAUUGUUCUUCAGUAUUAAUCCAAACUAUCAGUGAAUACACACAUGCCCUAUCAUCUAGCGAGGGGGGGGGGGAAUGGUCUGCUGUAAACACUGAAUUUGGCUGUAAUAUAUAAAAAGUAACAUAAGAUCCCAAUAGGACUGAGCUGUUUGAAUACAACGCCAUCUUUGUAAUGACCUUUGCAGAGUGAAAUCUUAUUCCUCAAAUGCAGCAAACAGCAGGACACUGCCAUAUCCACAGCUCCCUUUUCAUGUCACACUGGAGUUAUGAUCGCCAAGAUAAAGAACAGAUCUUUUCGCUGAAAGAAAAAUAAUCUGGGGGCUAGAGAUUUGGAGGCGGACAGAGAGAAUGCUUUGGUGACCAAAAUAGCAGCGGAGAAAGUGCGACGUCUGGGAAAACAAAAAGGAGUAUUAGAGAAGAUUGGGCUUUUUUUCAGCUUUCUUUGCCAAAAUUGUGCUUUUUUUUUUAAUGUGACAGUUAUCCAGUAGAAGUCAUUUGGGAAGCAUUGCCUAACCCAUAGAGGGAGGUCCAGUUAGAUAGAAAAUUAUACUUGAUGAAGACAAAAGACAGAGGAUUCUUUUUUUUUUACUACAUGAAAACACUUGGAAGGAUUUGUAUGGAAAGCAGAGCCAUGGCGGUUAGUAGCCAAUUGGAGAAAUGAGCUACUUUCCAUGACACUUUUUUUUUUUUUUGCAUUCUUCUCCGUCUCCUAGUGAAGACUAAAACAGAACUGUUGUAUUAUUUUUUUAAUCAAGCGGGAGUUUGGAUCCGAUAGGGAUGAAACACAUCGAGGACGCUUGCUUGGCUGCAGAAGUGUGAAUUGAACUUGGAGAUGGAGAAGGGACACACGUCUUUGUGUAGAGGAAUGAGUUGGAGUCCAAGAGGAUUGACAAAACCCAUCCAGGCAGCACAAGCCAGCUCGGUGGAAGAGUGCAACGCAACACAUGAAACCACUGGACUCAACACGGACCAGACGGGCAGCAAAACAAAUCUGACCAGGAGUGUCAGCUUAUCUGAGAAGGAGCUAAAGGAGGCCCGCCUGAGGAGUCACAUCAUUGCUGCUCAGCUCACUGUCCCUUCCAGCUCCAGUUCCAGAGGCGUGCAACUCUUCAACCGGCGCAAGCAGAGGGUCAGCGCCUUUACACUGGAAAGUAGUGGAGGGCAAUCAAAAGAGGACAUAAUCAGGAAUGUGAAACCCAACCUGUCAUGUAGCAAACCAACAUGGGCAGACAGAAGUCGUGAGGAAAAGGAAAGAGACUUGAAUGAUAACAAUUGCACUUCCAGUCCACUAUUUGUGCCUCCUGGGCGGAUAAAAGCAACAGGUGAUAGCAUGGAGGAACAAAGUGACCUUUACAGCAAAGAAGAUGUCACUGAGCACAGUGUUAUCCAAGAAAGACAUUUCCUUCCUGUAAAGGAAAUAGAUGAGGAAGAGGAGGAAAAGGAUACAGUGCACAAAGAACUUGAAGACAAAUUCAAGGAUGAGCUUCCACCUGAGAGAGAAAACACUAAUCCAGUUGCGAUGAGUCUUAUCGAGAGUGAGACAUCGGUAAAUAGAGGUCAUAUGGUACCAUCUCCCCUUGAAAAGAUUCCUAACGGCUGCCAUGGACCUCUGAUGAUUUCUGUGUCUACUUCGAAGCAGACCACCAUCAUCAAUCGGACUGCCAGGCCUUUUUUCUCACCAGUGACAGUGCAGUCUCAAGAGGCAAACAGUCCUGUCAUGGACAGCCUGCCUACUUGUUCUGCAUUCACUGCUCCCCAGCCAGUUGCAGUAUCAUCUCCGCCUCCUCCAACAUAUCCCACACCUCCCCUACCGGCGUUUCCAAACAAGCCUCUAACUACUGAUUACUUCAGUUCAACUGUUACAUCUCCCACUUUCCCUCCACCACUCCCUACCUGUGCUGUAUCUCACAAUCCUGCCUCACCCCUACCCCAAUAUGGACCCCCAACAACCUCAAAGCCUUCUACCUUCCUUCCUCAGCCUUUUGUGGAAAGGAAGUCGACGCCACCAAUAAAAACAGGAUUACUUGACGAUAGUGCUACCAAACGACAAAAUAAAAAGUCGAUGUUCACGUUCAAAGAGAAGAAGGUUGUGCCUCCAAACCCUGAGCUGCUUUCUCUAGUGCAAGGGGUGGAUGAAAAGAAGAAACAUAGGCAAAGAUCGGUGCCUGAACCCACGUCUGAGGAGGAGUUACUAGCUCUGGGUGCAGAGGCAUCCAACUUCCUUGCCAAAGAGGAAUACAGGACUGAAGAAGCCAAAGCUCCCGAAUGGGCCUCUUGUCUUAAAAGCUCAAGAACCUAUCCAAGGGUAGAACAUAAGCCAGAACAGACCCUCAAUGAUGCAACAGGAAAGGGCGCAGAGCUUUUUGCCAAGCGCAGAUCCAGAAUGGAGAAAUAUGUAGUUGAGAAUCAGAAUGCAGGUCACCACAUAAGAGCUCCUUCUCCAACAAUGUCUUUGCCACCAUCUUGGGUUUACCCAUCAAAUAUGCCAGGUAGGGUCAAAGCUAUUGCUAAAAACUCUGACAUGUGUGCUCAACUUGCACAAAACAUGAAAGCCCAACAAACUGCCAAGCCAAAACCAAGACAAACAGCCCCAGCAGCACAAGCUCAAGAGACACCUGCUCUUGAGAAUGGUUGCUCCAAAAUAGAGAUGGACCUGUCAAGACACCGACCUUACCAGCUUAACUCAUCCCUCUUUAUACUUAAGCCAGUCAAAGACCCGUUGAGUACCCUACCAAAAGGAGCACCACAGUCAAAGAACCAGAUGCCUCCUCAGGACCCUCAGUCUUUUUCAAGACAGACUUCCUUACCUAAUAGUGCAUCUCUCUUUCGCACCCAAUAUCAAUCUCCUCAGCUUCCUCUCAGCUCCAUCACAAGAGUAGAGUAUCCAUCGAGUCCAGCUCUUGGUCAGGCAUCAACUACUGUUACUCCAACCUGUGUGUCAUCUUCUCGGCCGGGGAUUCAAGCACCGAGGCCAAGAUUUUCUGCCAAGCAAGCUGGGAUUGAAGCGCAGAAACCAGAGUCAUCCGCGAUCAAACCUCCAAGUGAGACGCAGCUGGGCCUUACAAGGAAGUUCAGCAGCCCCGACUGCCUUGCGAGUACCACGUGGACAUCGGGUUUUCAAACUAAGUACCCUUCUGCAAACAUCUCCAGCCGGUCAGUCACAUCACCAGUUUCUUUUUCAAGGGUUGCAAGAUGCCAAUCUCCAAUGGGCAACCAAAAUAUCCAGCUUUCAGCAGUUUCCUCAGCUUCCAUAACUAGCCCGCCCCAGUCCUCUACGUCUACAUCUCAAUGCACCCCGCCUUGGGGUUCAAGAUCCCACUCCCCACUGGUAUCCCAGAAUAUCCCAUCAUCUACACAUUCCUCUGGUCAUGAUUUCAGAUUCCAAACAUCUAAUUCCUCUCGUUCGCUACCAUGGAGUUCAAGAUGCCAGUCCCCAGUAGUCAACCUACAAUCUUCAAAUGCUUCACAAAUUUCAUCUAAAGGGUCCACAAACACUUCCCCACUCUCUCCACCUUGGGGAUCAAAAUCCCAAUCUCCCAUAGUGAGCACAAGUACUGAGCAUUCCAGCCUCUUCUCACGUUCUUCUUCUAGACCUUUUCAAACAUCCACAACUGUACCUCACCGUUCUCCUCCAUGGAGUCCAAGGUGUCAAUCACCAGUGGUAAUCCAGACUGUCCAUCCUUCCACUAGUUCCUCUUCCAAACUUUCCAAAACAUCAACAAUCACUUCUCCUGUCUCGCCACUUUGUGGCUCACGUUCACAGUCUCCUGCACUUUCUCAUUCUAGUUUAUCGUUCCCCUCUGCUCACCGUCUGUCCAUAUCCUCUGCCUCCUCUCCUGUUCCGUUACCCAGGGACAGUCGCUGCAUGUCCCCAAACAAUAAUAAUUUUGACUCAAAAGCCAAUCAUCGAAUGUUGGCAAAGAACAUCAUCAAUGCAGCCAAACGUAAAAACAGCCCCUCUCCAGGUGCACUGAGCGGUCACAGCUUACCUAUCUCACCAGUGGGAUAUUCCCCCUAUGGCUAUGACUGCCAAAAAUUCCAGUCGCAACCCCUGGGGGGGCUGUCACCGACCUUUACCAGUCCUUCUCAGACCCCAACAGACCGGAUCUGCUCGCCCGUAAGGCUCUACAACACACGCUCCCUGACUGACUCUGAUGCGUCCAUUGAGUCCGAGGACUCAGGCCUGCGGUCACCCGGCACGCACUCUUACAACACUUGUCCCCGUGUUUGGGGUGGCAGUUUGAGGGUGAAGAAAAGCACAAUCUCUACUGACCUGUGAGCUUGUGAAUU